AGCCAAUGUGACUAAUCUGAUAAGCUAACGUAUAUAUUUAGUUAUGCAUAUUUACAUAUGAUUUGGGGAUUAUUUGUCUUUUUUAUUAUUUCAAUUAUUCUUGUUGGAUUUGGAGUUCUUAUAAUAAUUAUUCAUGUUUAAUUAAUGUUACUUGUUGGUUAGGAAGGGGAGUCGAUUAGAAAAAGCAGACGAUGGAGGCCAACGGCCUAAGGCUAGAGGAAAAGGGAUUUGGAAGGAAAACAAGCAUUACGAUAGGAGGAGGAGUUGCGCUGGAAGACAUUUUGGCUCUCGGGCCAGGUUGUGGAUUGCUGACAAUGGUCGGAAGUAGAAGCACUUGCAGAAUGGGCUUUGAGCAUUGGAAUGGGCGUCAGACAAUGGACUCGGUCAAACAUGAUGGCCUCAGUGGUCAUGGGCUUGAUUGGGAUCAUGUAGACUAGAUGGAAAAUAGUGACAUUGGUCUUCACGACUAUGGCGAGGCACAUAGGCUAGCAGGCUCGAGCGGUUGAGCUAGGGUGUUCAUGCCAAAAUUGGCCCAAAUUGAGUGGUUGGAGAGGACGUAUGCAACUUUUGCAUUGGCAAUGACUUGGCCCCAAUUUUAAGAGGAACCAUAGGAUCGAUUUGGGCCAUAUGAAGGAGCGUCUAGCCAUGUAAAACAUGCCAAGGUUAAACAAAUUGGAUCGAGGAGAUUUGGUGGGAUUAUUUAUUGGAGGGUUUAAACUGAAAAUUUAUGAUGUUGUUUGCAUGUUUCCUUUAGAGACCGUGUGAGAGACAAAUCGACUCACCAAGUUGAAGAAUGAAGAGUUGACGAAACUUCAAAGUGUGAAAAGGAAUACUUCACGCACAGCUCAAGAACCAACAUCCGCACCAUUAGUUGUGCAAGCACACGUGGCCCGCUUUGCAAUUCUAUUACUUGAAGGAUUGUAAGGAAGUGGUUAAGUAUCAUACAUGAGCCUGUAUAAGAUCCAGCAUAACCUUCUCCCAACAACUCGAGUUAUUGGGAGCAACUGAUUCUUGACAUGGUAUCAAAGAUGGUUUGUCUGUGAGGUCACGUGUUCAAGUCCUCACGACCCCCAAUAUUAAUCGUUGUCUUUCAAGCACAUGGUAUGACGGGCAUGUGCAAACUUCAAGUCCAUGAGUCAGCUUUCGUUUGAAGGAGCGUGUAAGGAAGUGGUUAAGUACCAUACAUGGGCCUGUAUGAGAUCCAUCAUAACCUUCUCCCAACAACUCGAGUUAUUGGGAGCAACUGAUUCUUGACAAGGAUAUCAUCAAAAGAAAAUGGCAUAGAGAAGGGUCAAUGGGCUAUGCUUCCAUUGCGAUGAUCGAGAAUGCUCAAGUGAUGCUCAUAAUUGAGAACCGCAAGGAGGAGGAAGAGGGAGGUUUUGUCUUUGAGGAUGACCAACCUUGAGGACAAAGUUGCGCUCAAUGGUGAUGAUUGUCACAUACAUGAGUCGGUGUGACUAAUAUGAUAUUUUAGACGUAUCUUUAUUCUAUUAUUCAUAUUUACGUGUUAUUUUCACAUGAUUUAUCUUAUUAAUUUAUUAAAUUUGUCUAGUUGGAUUGGGAUUUUUUUAUGAAUGAUUAGGAUUUUUUAUUGAUAGUUGUUUUAUGUUUAAUUAAUGUUACUUGUGGGUUAAGAAAGAAAAUUAUGUUAGAAAAAAGAGAGGGGAGAGGCUGGUGGCAUAUAAAUAUAAUAUUUUUAUGAAAUUAUGUUGUUUUAAUUAAUUUUCUUCAUUCUAGUGAAUUAUUGUCAUAUUUUUUUUCUUAUGUAAUGUGAGAAUAGGUGUGAAUGUUAACAUAUUGGUUGGAGUUAUGAAGAUGAAUUAUUAUCCAUGGAUAACUGUGGAUACCCGAAACCCGAACGAGUAUAUACAUGAUUUUGAUUUUCUACCCGUUUCUCAUGUGAGUAUGGGUAAAACUUGAACUAUUUUGAGUAGGGUAACGAAUAUGCACUAUCCACCUGACCAAACUCAUUGCCAUCUCUAGGCGCAAGGUUAGAAGGAAAAGAAUUUGGAGCGUAAUUCUUCUAAAUAUGUUCAUAUUUUCCAGGUUAGAAGAUUGUAACUUCGUAACCCAAUUUUGUUUUUUUUUUCUUUCAUCUAUUUCUCUUUAUUCUUACUCUAUUUUCCCCCUCAAAUUCGUUGUAAUUCUUACGCACAUAUCCAAUAGUUAUCCUGUGUUGCAACUGAUGAAAUAAAUAUUGUCUAAAAUCCAAAUUUUCUAAUUGGUGUGACAAUAAUAAUGCUCUAAAUUAUUUGAUUUUUAGCUAUGACAUAUAAAAGGUAUAAAAAUCA
Molecule: messenger RNA, 2291 nt
Organism: Linum trigynum
Lineage: Eukaryota; Viridiplantae; Streptophyta; Magnoliopsida; Malpighiales; Linaceae
Source: the annotation of a GenBank genome assembly